Molecule: messenger RNA, 1166 nt
Organism: Brassica napus (rape)
Lineage: Eukaryota; Viridiplantae; Streptophyta; Magnoliopsida; Brassicales; Brassicaceae
Exons: 7
Coding region: 134-904 (256 amino acids)
Biological process (GO): RNA processing
Molecular function (GO): ribonuclease III activity
Source: RefSeq, a predicted model, not a curated record
AAAAGAAAAAGGCCCAAGGAAGGCCCAAUUAUCUUAUACGACGUCGUAAAAGUGCUAGCGGACCGUCGUCGCCUUAUCGUUGGAACUGACUCAAAAAGGAAGAAGACAAGAAGAAUCACAGAGUCAAGCUUCAAUGGUGAUUUUAUCGGCGAGCUCGACCGUGAGAGCUGCCUUGGAUACACAGCCUAGACUCCCAUACAACCCUAACGCGCCUCGGAAAGUGAAGAAAACCCCUAACGGCAACUCUUUCUUACCGCCGCCUUUACCUCCUCCUCCGUCUCCGCGAAUCAGCAUCUCCGUCGACGAUUUGCUCAAGCGACCCGAAAGCAAAGAGUUGACUUUGAGUGAGGAAGUUGUUGAUAGUUACAUGGGGUAUGAGACGUGGUCUCCGAGUCCACCGAAGCUGGAGAAGCCAAGAUCAGUAUUCAAUGCUGCUUCUUUAGCUUUUAUAGGUGAUUCCAUCUAUGAGCUAUAUGCUCGUAGGCAUUUCCUUUUCCCUCCACUUAGUAUUGAAGAUUAUAACGAUCGUGUUAGAGCUGUGGUGCGCUGUGAAGCUCAGUAUGCUUUGCUGAAGAAACUUGUUGAUGAUGAUUUCCUAACAAAGGAAGAGAGGGAUGUUCUCAGGUGGGGGAAGAAUCUAGGCUCGGCUAGAACUCGUACAAGAAGGCGUGCAGGUGUUGCGGUUUAUAACAAAGCAUCAUCACUGGAGACACUGAUUGGUUAUCUGUAUCUGACGAACGGGAAAAGAUUAGAGAAAAUAAUGGAGAAGUUAGGAUUCUCAAGGGACUCUUCGACUGAGAUCAUGAUUGAAAUGGCAAAGCCAAAGCCAAAGCCAAAGCCAUCAUCAGAAUCAAACCUGCCUUCCUUUAUACUCAAUGAGCAAGUAAGCACCACAGUAGUAUAGUAAAGGUUGCCUACUCUCUGGGAUCAUGGAGAAGCUAAAAGAUCAUCAAAUUUUCGUUAGUAGGCCGGUUUAGCAUUUCACUGUUCAGUUAAAUGGAGAGACAUCCAUUAUAUACAAAUGUGUAACUCUAUUCCUACUUGUUCUCAAAUCAAAAUGCCCAUUUUUGUUUCUUCUGUCCCAACUAUGAUGCCUGUACUACUAACAAAGAUAUUAUAUAUAAACAAAAAAAAUCAAUGACAUAAAAUGUCAAGUUGAAUCAUGA